Chanos chanos (milkfish) is the source of this 750-nucleotide messenger RNA. Its product is annotated as protein YIPF7. Bases 1 to 750 code for a protein of 249 amino acids. The record is from RefSeq and is a predicted model, not a curated record. Gene Ontology annotation, biological process: endoplasmic reticulum to Golgi vesicle-mediated transport; vesicle fusion with Golgi apparatus. Gene Ontology annotation, cellular component: trans-Golgi network; membrane. The transcript is spliced from 5 exons. Lineage: Eukaryota; Metazoa; Chordata; Actinopteri; Gonorynchiformes; Chanidae.
AUGGGGGAUUUUCAGCAGUAUGAUCAAGACUUUUACCAGUCUGGCUACUAUAUUGAUGGCCAAGGACAGGAGCUAUACGACUAUGACUCAGCGUAUUCCAGCCCGGAUUACCAGGAUGUUGAUGGCUCAGCACAACUGACAGAGCACUACGCCCCUCAGAUGGACACGCCCUACACAGGACAAGUGUUCCAGCCAGCGGCUCCAUCUGGGUCACCAGCAUACACAGACUCUUUUGAGGAAGAGCCCCCGCUGCUGGAGGAGUUAGGAAUUAACUUCGACCACAUCUGGCAGAAGACUCUGACGGUGCUAAACCCGCUGAAACCAGCAGAUGGCAGUAUCAUGAAUGAGACAGAUUUAACUGGACCUAUUCUUUUCUGUAUUGCCCUGGGAGCCACACUGCUUAUGGCAGGUAAAGCCCACUUUGGGUAUGUGUAUGGUAUCAGCGCUCUGGGCUGUGUAGGGAUGUACUGUCUGCUGAAUCUGAUGAGUUCAUACAGCGUCUCCUGCGGAUGUGUGGCCAGUGUCCUGGGUUACUGCCUGCUGCCCAUGGUGGCUCUCUCUGCUUUUGCUGUAAUCUACUCCUUACAGGGAUUGCUGGGGACCCUGCUGGCCUUGUGUGUGAUUUGCUGGUGCAGCCUAUCGGCCUCUAAGAUCUUCACCUCCACGCUGGACAUGGGAGGACAGCAGCUGCUGGUAGCUUAUCCAUGUGCCCUGCUCUAUGGAGUGUUUGCUUUGCUCACUGUUUUCUGA